Melitaea cinxia (Glanville fritillary) is the source of this 1797-nucleotide messenger RNA. Its product is annotated as CDK5RAP1-like protein. The record is from RefSeq and is a predicted model, not a curated record. Gene Ontology annotation, biological process: tRNA modification; negative regulation of cyclin-dependent protein serine/threonine kinase activity. Gene Ontology annotation, cellular component: mitochondrion; cytosol. Gene Ontology annotation, molecular function: 4 iron, 4 sulfur cluster binding; tRNA-2-methylthio-N(6)-dimethylallyladenosine(37) synthase activity. The coding region runs from base 1 to 1707 and encodes 568 amino acids. The transcript is spliced from 7 exons. NCBI's taxonomy places the organism in Eukaryota, Metazoa, Arthropoda, Insecta, Lepidoptera, Nymphalidae.
AUGUUAUUUUUGCAAAAUGGAAAGCGAUUCCUUCGUUAUGUCAGUGCUUCAUACAAAUGUCGUUGCAAAUCGAACGCAACACUGAGUACUCUAAAAAACAAGUUAAAACACGGCCCAGGUCUAAAAGAAUUCAUAGAAGAGUCAAAUGGGAUAUCAGAAGUGAUUACACAUCCACCACACAUACCUUAUUUACCCGAUAACAUUCAGAAUACUACGAAACGAAAAGUUUACUUUGAUGUUUACGGUUGCCAAAUGAACCUCAACGACACUGAAAUAGUCUGGUCUAUAUUAAAAAAUGAAGGUUUCGAGAAGACAGAAGUGGAAAAUGAAGCUGAUAUUUUCCUUGUAAUGACGUGUGCUAUAAGAGAAGGAGCUGAGACCAAGAUAUGGCACCGUUUAGACCAUUUAAGAGGUUUUAAGAACAGACGUGCAUCUUCGAAGAAUAAAAACAAACCAGUUAAAAUUGGUAUUCUAGGAUGUAUGGCGGAGCGGUUGAAGGAGAAGUUGUUAGAGAAAGAAAAGUGUGUAGAUGUUGUUGCUGGACCAGAUAGUUACAGAGAUCUACCACGGCUCUUAGCUUUAACAGAAAAUGGACAAACGGCGGUCAAUGUGCUUUUGUCCUUAGAUGAGACCUAUGCCGAUGUUGUUCCUGUCAGAUUGAAUCAAGACAGUAUUUCUGCUUUUAUCUCAAUCAUGCGCGGCUGUGACAAUAUGUGCACAUAUUGCAUAGUCCCUUUCACACGGGGUCGUGAGAGGUCACGACCUGUGUCCUCUAUAGUCGAUGAGGUCAGGCACCUCUCGGAAUGUGGUGUGAAGGAGGUCACCCUGUUAGGGCAGAAUGUUAACAGCUACAGAGAUAUCACUGAAAGGACUGAGAAAUAUGACACUCAUUUGGCUGAAGGCUUCAGAACAGUGUACAAACACAAAAAAGGAGGACUGAGGUUUGCAGAUUUACUGGAUAAAGUUUCGUCUGUCGAUCCGGAAAUGAGAAUAAGGUUUACUGCAGCGCACCCUAAAGAUUUUCCAGAUGAGGUGUUACAAGUAAUAUCAGAGAGGCCCAACAUCUGCAAACUUCUACACCUGCCCGCACAGUCGGGCUCUACCGCGGUCCUGGAGCGUAUGCGACGCGGCUACACGCGGGAGGCCUACCUGCGCCUCGUGGAGCGCGUCCGGGCCGUGAUACCGGGAGUUGGCUUGUCAACGGACAUGAUCAGCGGGUUCUGUGGGGAGACGGACGCGGAGUUCGAAGAGACUCUCUCUCUGAUGGAGCUCGUCGAUUACAACGUGGCCUUCCUCUUCUUGUACAGCAUGAGAGAGAAAACAGCAGCAUAUCGACGUUACAAAGACGAUGUACCGGAAUCAGUAAAAAAGCAGAGACACCAGCGGAUGAUCGAACUAUACAGACGCAAAUGUCAGAAACUAAACAAUGCGGAGAUAGGAAACAUACACUUAGUACUUGUAGAGGGUAUUGUACCUAAAACUGGUCAAAUAAUGGGUAGAAACGAAUUUUAUAUCAAGGUAGUAUUCGAUCAGAUGGAAAUACCCUCAGAGUGUGGAGUAAAGGGAGUGAAACCAGGGGACUAUGUGGGCGUUAGGAUUGUUGCAGCGAAGUGUUCGGUCUUGUCUGGAGUUCCGCUGUACCAUACUAGUAUUAGGGAGUUUUAUAAGGAGUAUAGUUGGGGGGAGAGAGCUGCUUUGAGGGUAUAAUGUAAAUUAAUUUUUAUAUUGUUUCAAAAUUAUGUAAAGUAAUAAUAGAUUGCAAAUGAAUAAGUUGUAAAUAAAGAUAUAAGUGUAAAA